UUUUCCUUUUCCACCGGUUCUACUUCUGCUGCACAAAACCCCGAGCAAAAAAAAAAAAAAAAAAGAAGGAAGCUCGAGAUCAGAAAAUAAAAAUAGUAAUGGGCGCCUCUGAAUCUCUACUGCUCAACAAACGACAGCAACAGCAUCAUCAAGAUCAGCAGCAGCAGCGGAUUCCGAUCGUCGAUGAGAUCACCACCGUCUCCGAGAAGGUCGACGGCGUGGAUCCAAUCCUCCUGCGCAUCCAAGCCCUAAAAUUAACGGAACCGAUACUGAAAUCGCCGCCUCAAACUGAGGGCAGCUUGAGUGAUAUCUUAGUUGCCAGAAAGCCCUCGUCUUCAUCCUCUGCUCCUUCAGUUUCAGGUACUUUGAAUCCCAAUGUUCUACUAGAACUCUUCUCUAUGUAUCGUGAAUGGCAGGAAGAGAAGGCCAAAAAGAUUAGUCAGAAACAGGAGGAGAUCGAAAUGAAGAUUGAAACAGCGGAUGCCUUGGCUGUCAAACUUCUCCAGAGAUUCAAUUAUUCAGUCUCGUCUAUGAGGACAACUGCACACAGCUUUGCCGAAGCUCAGCCUUUACAGGUCGAGGUGGGCGAACUCAAAGGCAGGCUUACAGAGGUGAUAAGCAACUGUGAUGCAUUAUGCAAGCGAAUCGCUGCAGAAGGGCCAGAAACACUUCGAUCAUCGGUCAAGCCAUUUUCUUCCAGCAACAUACAGGCAGAAGAUGUAUGAUAUACUUCGAGCCUUCCAAGUGUAUUUGUAAUAAGUAGAAGAAGGCAUCUGAAGGUGGUGAGACUUCAUAGUUGGGCACCAGGAGUGAAUCUGGUACUACUACAUGGAGUACACAUGUUGAGGUAAAAUCUGCAUCUCUUUUGCUUCAGAAACCGCAGAAACAUUUGCAAUGAAGCCAUUCCCACGCAGCGGAUGUUGUCCUGAAGAAAAUGUCAUUGUUUUUGUUGUGAUGCUGUAUAAAUACCAUUAAAAGGGAAAAAGAAUGAAAACAAAAAAAAAAGGUUACAGUUGAUGACCGGACAAAUCCUGAAUUUGUGAAGUUACAACUCGUGAUUGGAGUCAUUCAAUAUUGAAAGUUAAAUAUGUAUUAAAUCUGA
Molecule: messenger RNA, 1102 nt
Organism: Asparagus officinalis (garden asparagus)
Lineage: Eukaryota; Viridiplantae; Streptophyta; Magnoliopsida; Asparagales; Asparagaceae
Exons: 5
Coding region: 99-725 (208 amino acids)
Source: RefSeq, a predicted model, not a curated record